GUUGUCCAGCAAGGGAGCUACAAUUCAAUGACUCACUUGUGCAAGACCACAACAGGGGAAUUGCCCAACCUUGCCUGGUGGCUCAGCAAUGCCCAGAUAUGCUUGGACUAAUGUUCUCCAAGCUCAUGGAAUGAGGAUAUAAAAUGGGGGAGAGGCUGCAUAGUUUAUCCUUUCUCCUCUCCCACCUACACUGAAGGCAAUGGGAGAAUACUCGAGCUGAGGAGACUGGUUCCCAGGCUAACAGGGAGAGCCUGCAUAUGAAAGACUAACCAACCUGCAGUAUCCAGCAGGGUGAGAAAAACUGCUUAGUUCAGAUAUUGCCAAGUUUAAUAAGGUUGAGAAUUUAGACUGUGUGCUUAUCUUUUAUUUUCCUUUGAUAAUUACUCUGACUUUUGCCUAUAAUUUAUAAUCACUUAAAAUCCAUCUUCUGUAAUCAAUAAACUUAUUCUAGUGUUUAUCCUUAUCAGUGGGUUUGACUGAAGUGCUUGGUAAAUCUGCUCAGGUUACAAAGGCUGGUGCAUGUCCACUUUCCAUUGAUGAAAUGAUGAAUCAAUUAAUAAACUUGAAUUGCUCAAGAAAGGGUCUUGAGGAGUUGCAAGAUAGUAUAUUCUGGUGGUACAAAGCUGGGAGCUGGGGAGAUUUGGCCAGUGCCUUUCUCUGCGUGAUUUGGGAGCAUUCAUACAAUCUGGCUGCGUAUGCGGCUGCAUAUGUGGUUGUACUGAGUGGUAACAGCAUCUGGAGGGGUUUGCUGCUUGUCACCAGUAAGUUAUUGACAGAGACAACCCAGAUUAGUGAGUUAAGGGGGCACAGUCCCAGGUUGCACCCUGGCGAUCCUGUCACAACAACAUUUUGAGGUGAGAAGUCUGGGUGGAAGCGGAAGACUGGGACAACAAGGGGAGCAGCAACAGAGAGAGGAACAGUAUGGGGGGACCCAGAACUGCAGCUGGCCAUCAAACACAUAUUUAGCAGUAGCAGCUGUGCCAGCCACCCAAAGACAGGAACAGCGGGUGCCCACAACAGGCACAUAGUAAGAAGAGACUGUUGCCCUGGGGAAGGGAGGAAAGAGAAGAAGGGGGUAAAGGAUGGAGCUAUAGAGCCAGCCCAUCGGGCUAGUGUGUGAUCAAAGGGUUUCAGUUGUUUUGGAAGCCCUUCAAUCUUUGAUCCGUUUCCCAAACAUCAGAACAAAAGCAACAGAAACAUAAAAAUGGAAACAGAAUUUUUGUGCGACAUUAGGGGCCCAAUCCUAGGAGGCACUGAUUUUCCUGAGCUCCCAUGAACUUCAAAUGGAGUUGAAGGCACCCAGCACCUCACAGGAACAGGUCUAAAAACUUAAACACAUAAAGUUUGGAGCAAGUGCAACUUCACAACAUAAUACAAUAGGUCUUCUUUGUGCUUAGAUUACACAUCCAUGUUACUAUGGUUCCAAGAAUGAUGUCAUCAACAUGUUCUGACCACUUCUUGUGAUAGCUCUUGAGACAAAUAAAUGUCAACAAUAGGUUACCAAGGUACCACAUGGUCCAUUAGAAUCCACCCUGACCUCUUUCAUCCCAUUUCCUAAUACAGAAAUGACGUUGUGCUGUGUCUUAAUCAACUAAACUCAAUGGGAUUCCCUUUUCUCUAUUUUUGGUGGCUUUAUUUACAUACUGGCCCUGAAGAGGCUAUCGCCAGGCAAGAACCAGAUUGCAGGGAGUGUGAUGGGGACGAUGAAGACUUUUGUGGGGUUGUGGGGCAAAUCCUGCUUUCAUACUGUAUUGGCAUUUUGGCUAUAACUCUCAUCAACCGCGCUUAUAUUUGGAUUCUCCAGAAAUGCCGAGAUGAAGGACUACCUUCUGGCAAAGGGACUAGCAAAUCAGAAGUUCCCAGGGACUCUGUCUGCAUGCGUCACAGCAGCUUCAACGUCUGGGAUUUCCUCAACAAGUUCUUCAAUGGGCAAAACAAAAAGCACACCUGCCAGUCCGCUGAUCCUGCCUUAUAUUCAGAGGUGGCCGCAGCCUGGGCCUACUUAGAAAGCAAGCAAGCAAGCGACCAGGUUCUUCGGGUGAAGGCAAACAGUGAAGAAGAGAUUAACAAACUACAGCUGUUAGAAACACUGGAGCAUCUUCAGCUUGAUUUCUGGCUACACCCCUCAAAUCCAGCACUUCCUGUGGAUAUUCGAGUCCCCUUUCCCAGUCUCCAAUCAGUCAAAGUCUUCCUGGAGUCCCACCACAUCGAGUACUCUAUCCUGCUUGAAGACCUGCAGGUCAUAGUAGAGGAAGAAAAGCAAGAGAUGGUCAACAAUCAACGAAGGGAACGUGGCACCAGUAAUUUCAACUAUGGAGCUUACCACCCCUUAGAAUCUAUUUAUGCAGCAUUGGAUGAUCUUGCAGCUGAGUACCCCAGCCUUGUGAGCAAACAGGAGAUUGGAGAGUCUUAUGAAAAGCGGCCCAUGUACAUUCUCAAGUUCAGCACUGGAGGAACCAACCGUCCUGCCAUUUGGCUCGAUGCCGGUAUCCACUCCCGAGAAUGGAUCACCCAGGCAACUGCACUGUGGACAGCUAAAAAGAUUGCAUCUGAGUAUGGGAACAAUCCAUCCGUCACCUCCCUGUUAAACAGAAUGGACAUUUUCCUGCUGGUUGUCACAAACCCUGAUGGAUAUGCAUUCACUCAUACCAAUAAUCGUAUGUGGCGGAAGACACGUUCUAAGAAUUCAGGGAGCCUGUGCAUUGGAGUUGAUCCAAAUAGGAACUGGGAUGCAGGCUUUGGAGGCCCUGGAGCCAGUACCAACCCUUGCUCUGAGUCUUACCAUGGACCCAGCGCCAACUCGGAAGUGGAAGUAAAAAAUGUCGUAAACUUUAUCAAGAGCCAUGGGAAGAUCAAGGCCUUCCUCACCCUUCACAGCUACUCUCAGCUUCUGUUGUUCCCCUUUGGGUAUAAGUGCACCAACCCUGCUGACUACAAUGAGCUGAACACCGUGGGGAAAGCAGCUGCCAGUGCUCUGGCUUCAUUGUAUGGGACAACAUAUAAAGUUGGAACCAUUUGCUCAACUAUCUACCAAGCCAGUGGAGGCAGCAUUGACUGGUCCUAUGAUUAUGGCAUCAAAUACUCCUUCGCCUUUGAGUUGCGAGACACAGGUCGCUAUGGCUUCCUUCUGCCAGCCAGUCAAAUCAUCUCUACUGCAGAAGAGACCUGGCUAGGUCUGCUGAAGAUCAUGGAGCAUGUACGAGACAAUCAGUAAUAGAAGUGGGGAGGCAAAUCAACAGUAUAAAAAGGAUGAAGCCAACAGUCAUUUAGAAAACAAACCCCAAAUCUGAUUCCUUUGUACUAAUGUAGUAGUAUAUUCAGCUGAUGAAAAGCCCUGUGUACGUUCCAACUACUGUGAGAUGCAUCUGUCUGUAAAGAUUCCUUGCUGCACAUCUCUUGUCCCCGCCUUUGUUUUUCCAUCUAUGGAAUUCUUAUACAGUGUCAAAAUGUUAGGACCAGGCCAAUAUUCUGUAACAGACCCUUUUGUGGUUCUUCAGAAAGAAACACAGGUAGCAGCCUGUGAUUAAAGCAAGAGUAGACUUGUAGACUUCAAAGUCAGAAGGGACCAUCAGGAUCAUCUCGUCUGACCUCCUGCACAUCGCAGAACCUCGCCCACCCACUCCUGUAACAGACCCCUCACCUCUGGCUGAGUUACUGACAUCCUCAAAUCAUGGUUUAAAGGCUUUCAAGUUACAGAGAAUCCACCGUUUACACUAGUUUAACUCUGCAAGUGACCCAGGCCCCAUGCUGCAGAGGAAGGCGAUACCUCCCCCAGGGUUCCAUUGGAAGAGGGUGAAAAAUUUGACUGCCAUAAUUAUUGGGAAUUGUGCCCAGUCAGGCAAAAAUACAGGCUGUUUACCAGCUAGGUGAAGAGGCCAGUGCGGGGACCUGCACUGGGGUGGAGACAGGAGUGUGGUGGGACAGUUACAGUGUGGCAGGAUGAGGCUGCUUGUGGGUUCAGAGAAGAUGGGAAUUAUUUGCCUUGGAGAGGAGGAAACAUACGUCCAAUGGGCUGUGCGUGUGGCACAGCAUCCUGGUCUGGGUUCCAGCAAAUCUGUCUCUGUGUGAAACAACUUCAAUCCAAGCCUCUAUCAGUUACUCCCAGUAUCUGAAUUUUUAGCUCAUGUCUCCCAAUUGCUAAAUCCCCGGUACCAGUA
Mauremys mutica (yellowpond turtle) is the source of this 4157-nucleotide messenger RNA. RefSeq names its product carboxypeptidase A2-like. The transcript is spliced from 13 exons. Gene Ontology annotation, molecular function: metallocarboxypeptidase activity; zinc ion binding. Lineage: Eukaryota; Metazoa; Chordata; Testudines; Geoemydidae. Bases 1601 to 3214 code for a protein of 537 amino acids. The record is from RefSeq and is a predicted model, not a curated record. Gene Ontology annotation, biological process: proteolysis.